CUGUUUAAGUACUUUAAAGAAGUUUUGUUUUGUUUGGUUUGGUUUUAAAAAUCUAAUUAUUUUUUGCUUUUGCGUAAAUAAUAAUGACAAAUUACUUAUCAAUAUCGGAUAUUUUGGUAACUAACGAAAAAGUACCAUGUAAAUUCUUACACGAUUUACCUAAAAUGGGUUUCUUAGAUCCUUCGGCAGCCGAUGAUGAUUUAAAAGCCGGAACCAACGUGGAAAUACCACUAUGGCUCGCAGAGUCUUUGUUUUCUAGAAGGCCACCACUAGUGGGUGUGGAUUUACCAAAAAUUUAUAAAGAAACCUACAGAGAGAUAUUAAACGCCGACGCCUGUACUGUUGAUAUGCACAAACUAGGGCAACAUUUUUAUGAACUUGGAUGUUACAUUGCUAAGCAUGAUAUCAAAGGUGAAGUUGCAACAACGCUUAUAAAUACAUUUCAACAAAGAUUCCGCAUGAUCCUGUCUGCAAGUGUUUCGACUGAUUCCAUUAGUUCCUUUCAACCCUUGUCAGCCAGUGAGAGGGAUAGGACAGCUGCUGCUAUGAUCACAGAGGCAGCUUUAUCAGGUUGGCUGAAGAGAGGUGACUGUCCGUUAACUACAGCUAACAUGGUUGCUAAUCAUAGAAAAAGGAAAAGAGCUGAAAUGGAAAUGUUAUAAAUGUAAAUUAGCAUUAAACAAACACACAGUAAACGCUCCUUUGGGGAAUAUCUUAAUAUAUAAAGGCGAAAAUCGCCUGAUGUACAAAGCUGAAAUUUGGCAGGGAGGUAGUUUAUAGUUAGUAGGUACAUAAAACAGAUUUUGUGAUAGGACCGGAUUAAAGAGGUCUAGUGGCAGACAUAGUCGCAGGCGUUCUCUAGUGUUCUAUAAAUACAGAAACCGCAAAUUUGGAAUGGUAUUUUAGGGGAUACAUUCUUGAUCUUGGGUAACAAAGUAAAAUGUAAAAAGAAUCAAGUUAUUGACUAAAUUUUGCAAAUCUUUUUGCUUGACGGUUUUGGCAAAAAACAAAAUCUAUAGCUGCAAAUAAAGAAAUUCAGUUUAGGGCUUAUUGAUAUUCCAUUAUCUCCAAAACACUUCAGUCACUUGAAGACUUAUACCUGUUUGUCCUGUGAUCAUAGUUAAGAAGUUUGUGUACACCUAUGUGCCUCUAAUUGUAAUUCUUAUCUGAUAAUAAUUGAAUCAAACAUCACAUUCAAAUCCACUUUACUUUAAAGCUCUUGCACACUGGCCACCGUCCACAACCACAAAACGCAGCUACUGGCAUAUUUCCUGUAGUUUUCAUACAUAUUACAUGGACUCGCCGCAAACGGUCGACGCCGGUGGCCGCCACACGCUACAAUCGUCGCUGCUCGCUUCUUGUGGCCCACGCCGGCCACUAAACGCCGCCACACGCCACUCGCGCGAUUACCACCACGUGGCGGUGGUCGACACUUGUGACCACAGCCACAAGUGUCGACCACCGGCCACAAGUGGCUGUCGUGUGUGACCCGUGUGCGACUACACUUAGGCCUGUUAGUUAGUUAGCAUGUGAUAAUGAAAUGUAAAGCUCUGUGUUAUAAAUUUUGGAUAAGUACAAUAUCUUCAAUUAUCCAGAUUAGUAAUUAUUGUACUUUGUUAUUUAUAGUAAACUAAAAUUGUAUGUAAUAAGUGUAUAUAACAAAUUAAUUUUGUAAUUCAAGAAUUAAAUAAAUACAAGAGGUAAAAAA
Molecule: messenger RNA, 1708 nt
Organism: Bicyclus anynana (squinting bush brown)
Lineage: Eukaryota; Metazoa; Arthropoda; Insecta; Lepidoptera; Nymphalidae
Gene: Psf3
Product: DNA replication complex GINS protein PSF3
Exons: 3
Coding region: 84-662 (192 amino acids)
Biological process (GO): mitotic DNA replication initiation
Cellular component (GO): GINS complex
Source: RefSeq, a predicted model, not a curated record